This is a messenger RNA of Fusarium proliferatum ET1, 357 nucleotides long. RefSeq lists its product as uncharacterized. The transcript is spliced from 2 exons. NCBI's taxonomy places the organism in Eukaryota, Fungi, Ascomycota, Sordariomycetes, Hypocreales, Nectriaceae. The record is from RefSeq and is a predicted model, not a curated record. Bases 1 to 357 code for a protein of 118 amino acids.
AUGGCUGCUUGUUGGGACGACCAAGGUUCUGCAGAAGAGGACGACUAUGGCAAGGACGAGGACACUGCCGGGGACAGUCUCUCUCAGCUCAUCAAUGCCCAGGAGGGUAGCAGUUCGUUUGAUUCAAUCGUCAUCGAAGUUAAUGUCUUCCCAAGCACCGGCAUCCCAGAAAUUCCAGCGUUCAUCUCAACACUUCAAGGCCGGGAGAACAUUAAGAAGCAAAUCUGGCUUGCCAUUUACGUCAUUGCCUUCUUCCAGAAGAAACACAGUGGCCGCAAAAAUGAAUGGUCUGGUGCUAAACCAAAAGCCGAGGGAGAAGUUUGUGAAGACGACAUUUUGUUGUUCUUUUGGCCUUGA